AUGAGACAGCACUCCAUAGUUAAUGGUAGGGACAUAAAGCUAAGGCUUAAUGAGAAGUAUAAGAUUCAAGCCAUAUGCAAACAUCCAAGUUGUCCCUGGCUAGUCAAUGCUUCUCAAAUGAGAGGUGAAUCCACCUUUCAAAUCAAGACAAUCAAUGCAGUCCAUGAAUGUAACAGAAAAGAAUGGGUGGCUUAUGCAACUUCCAGAGCAAAGCAAAAGGCAAUAGAGAAGAGUACAGGGUCUAAUAUUGAGCAGUAUGGACUCAUAUGGAGGUAUGCUCAGGAAAUUAAAAAGUCUAGUCCAAGGACCACUGUUAGAAUCAAAGGGAGUUGUGAAACAGAUCAACUGAAGUUCAAAAGAAUUUACAUUUGCUGGGAUGCAUUGAGACAGGGGUUUCUUAAUGGGUGUAGGCCAAUCAUCUUCUUACAUGUCUGUCACUUGAAGUCCAUAUAUGGUGGGAUUCUUCUAUGUGCAGUGGGGAUAGAUGGAAAUAAUGGAAUGUAUCCAUUUGCAUAUCCUGUUGUAGAAAAGGAAAAGAGAGAAAGUUGGUUGUGGUUUAUGAAUUUGCUGAAAGAAAACUUGAAGAUUGAGGAGAGUCAGCACUGGACCAUCAUGAGUGACAAGCAGAAAGGGUUAUUAGAUGCAGUGGAGGAAGUUCUGCCUAACACUGCUAGAGCUUCAAGAGUGGUAGAUUUUGAAGGAGUGAUGAGAGAUUUGGCAUCCAAAGAUAAAGAUGCUUUCAAAUGGCUUGCAAAAAGGCCUGUUGCACAUUCGACUAGAGCUUUUUUCAAUACAAAUUCAAAAUGUGAUGCACUUUUGAACAAUAUGUGUGAAAGCUUUAAUGCAAUGAUUCUAAGGACUAGAAGCCUACCAAUAAUUGAUAUGUUGGAGGCAAUCAGAAAGACCUUGAUGAAGAGGCUACAUGUGAAGAGGGAUAAGAUGGCAAGCCACAAGGGUGACAUUUGUCCUAACAUUCAAAGACAGAUAGAGGAGUGGAAGAAAAAAUCAAUGGAGUUCAUACCUAAUUGGAAUGGUAAGGAUCAGUUUGAAGUUGCGAAUUGCUAUUGUGAUAGAUUUAAGGUGCAUUUGGGAGAUAAAACUUGCAGUUGUAGAAAGUGGCAAAUCUAUGGAAUUCCUUAUGCACAUUCCAUUUUAGGCAUGUACUAUCUGGGGAGAAAACCUGAAGAUUAUGUUGAAGAAUUGUAUAAUAAGAACACUUAUAUGAGAGUGUACAUCCACUUACUUGACACACUUGAAGGAAUUGAAUCUUGGCCUGAAUCUGAAAAUCCACCCUUGCUUCCUCCAGACAUUGUGAAGAUGCCAGGCAGGCCUAAACUGCACAAAAGAAGAAGGCAACCAGGAGAGAUCAAUGGUCCAAAGGACAUCCCACCACCAGUUGCCAAAACAAAAAACCACAAUGCAAGAAGUUGCCCCUUGAAGAAGGCAAGUGGUGCAGUUAAUGAUAAAGGCCAGAAAAAGAAGUCAAACACACAAGCUACUGUUACUCAACAACAAAGCCAAACUGUGACAGAACAACAAAGUCAAACUACAUUUGAACCUCAUAUGGAAGUUCAAACAAGUAAUGCUAUUAACAGAAGGGGGUUCGUGAAAGAAGGUGCUUGCGACAAUACAUCGAAAUGCGAACGAGUCAGGGAAGUUCCCAAGAACCCUGUGACUAUAGAAUUCCAUUAUGGAGAAAAUUUUAUGUGGAAACCUAUGAUCAAAGUAUGUUGGAGGAAUGUUGGAGUUUUAGAGAUUGAAGAUAGAGCCACACUGUCUUAUAUGUACUUUGAGCAGUUGUAUCACUCUCAGUUUGGAAUCAAUGAGAGAUGUUUGAUCUACUAUAGAGUGGCGGGUGAAACUUUAGAUAAAGGUUUGAAAAAAUUGAAGGAGGAUGAGGAUGUAAUUCAGAUGGUUACAACUUAUGAAGGCCUACUUGGUCUGGGGAAUACUAUAUGA
Messenger RNA from Erythranthe guttata (spotted monkey flower), 1959 nucleotides. Lineage: Eukaryota; Viridiplantae; Streptophyta; Magnoliopsida; Lamiales; Phrymaceae. The record is from RefSeq and is a predicted model, not a curated record.